Arachis stenosperma is the source of this 1388-nucleotide messenger RNA. Its product is annotated as eukaryotic translation initiation factor 2 subunit alpha homolog. Gene Ontology annotation, cellular component: eukaryotic 48S preinitiation complex; eukaryotic translation initiation factor 2 complex; eukaryotic translation initiation factor 2B complex. Gene Ontology annotation, molecular function: RNA binding; translation initiation factor activity; ribosome binding. Lineage: Eukaryota; Viridiplantae; Streptophyta; Magnoliopsida; Fabales; Fabaceae. The record is from RefSeq and is a predicted model, not a curated record. Bases 115 to 1140 code for a protein of 341 amino acids. The transcript has 7 exons.
CCUUUUUCACUCUCUCACGCUCGACUCUCGCAAAAACCCUCACCACUCUUUCUCUCGCCCUCCAUUUCUGAAACCCCAAGCGAGAGCGAGUAGCAGCAUCCGAACCAAGCAGGUAUGGGUCCGAACCUAGAGUGCCGUAUGUACGAGGCGAAGUACCCCGAGGUGGACAUGGCGGUGAUGAUUCAGGUGAAGAACAUCGCCGACAUGGGCGCGUACGUUUCACUCCUCGAGUACAACAACAUCGAGGGAAUGAUCCUCUUCUCUGAGCUCUCCCGGCGCCGGAUUCGGAGCGUCAGCAGCCUCAUCAAGGUCGGUCGCAUCGAACCCGUUAUGGUGCUUCGUGUCGAUAAGGACAAGGGUUACAUCGACCUUAGCAAGCGCCGUGUUUCUGAAGAGGAUAUUCAGGCCUGUGAGGAGAGGUAUAAUAAGAGCAAGCUUGUUCACUCUAUCAUGCGCCACGUUGCUGAGACCCUAAACAUUGAUUUGGAGGAGCUGUAUGUUCACAUUGGAUGGCCUUUAUACCGCAAAUAUGGUCAUGCUUUUGAGGCAUUCAAGAUAAUUGUGACGGAUCCUGAUUCAGUGCUAAAUGCCCUCACCCGUGAAAUCAAGGAAGCUGGCCCUGAUGGGCAAGAGGUGACAAAGGUUGUUCCAGCUGUCACAGAAGAAGUGAAGGAUUCUCUAGUAAAGAAUAUUAGAAGACGAAUGACUCCCCAGCCCCUGAAAAUUAGGGCAGAUAUUGAAAUGAAAUGUUUUCAAUUUGAUGGUGUUCUUCACAUCAAGGAGGCCAUGAGGAAGGCUGAAGCUGCUGGAAAUGAUGACUGCCCUGUAAAAAUUAAACUUGUUGCGCCCCCACUUUAUGUGCUUACCACUCAGACUCUCGACAAGGAGCAAGGGAUACAAGUCCUCAACAAUGCCAUUACUUCUUGCACCGAGUCAAUAGAGAAACACAAGGGUAAACUUGUGGUGAAGGAGGCACCUAGAGCGGUGAGCGAACGCGAUGAUAAAUUGCUUGCUGAGCACAUGGCAAAACUACGACAAGAUAAUGAAGAAGUCAGCGGCGAUGAGGACAGCGAAGAGGAAGAGGACACAGGAAUGGGCGACGUCGAUCUGGAUAACAACGGCACCGGAAUCACAGAGUGACACCAGACUGAAGGUAGAGUGUAAGGCAUAGAUAGCAAAAGAUGGCUUUACUAAUUUUUGUCUUUGAUUUGAUUCUUUUCAAACUGUUUUUAUAUGCGGUUGUAUCAUACAAACAUGAAAUAUUAUAUGUUGAGAGGUUUUGUAAUUUGCUAUAUUACUAUGGAGUCUCCGCAAAAGGGUGUUCAACCCAAACUACGGUGUUUUACAGUUACAUUAGAAAGUCCAUCAUCUCUCUUUUAAGACGUUUC